This is a messenger RNA of Saccostrea echinata, 1913 nucleotides long. Its product is annotated as peptidyl-prolyl cis-trans isomerase FKBP8-like. The transcript is spliced from 11 exons. Lineage: Eukaryota; Metazoa; Mollusca; Bivalvia; Ostreida; Ostreidae. Gene Ontology annotation, molecular function: protein binding; peptidyl-prolyl cis-trans isomerase activity. The record is from RefSeq and is a predicted model, not a curated record. Bases 8 to 1519 code for a protein of 503 amino acids.
AACAGAAAUGGAAUCUGUAUCUAGUCAAGAUGAUUAUGGUAAAGAAAGAUCAACUGAUAAUAUCAUUGAUGGGAAAAGUGGGGAGAACUCGAUUCUCAGUGGCUAUGGAAAAGACAGUGAGAAUAAUACCACCAACUCUAGUGUUGCAUCAGAGGGCAAUAUAAAUCAAAACAAUUCUGUACAAUUAGACUCAGUGGCAUCAAAAGACUCUACAUCUCUGUCAGAGGGUGUGUCAUUCUCAGAGGAUGGGAAAGCUGAAGUAACAGAUCAACAUUCAGAGUCCAGUGAUCAAAAUGAAGAGGACAUGCCCCCACUUAUAGAUAAUGAGAAUGUUACAAAGGAUGACAAUGAAAAGACAUAUUCUGAGAAGGAAACUGUUAAUGAUCAAGAUAAAGACAUUAAUUCUAGCACACAAAGCACAGGAAAUACAGACUCUCACAUUGAGAGUAUGAAUCCAGACAAUGUGAAAGAAAAUGAUGUUAAAGAUGAAUGUUUAAAAGAAAAUAAUGAAGAAGAGAGAGAUAAUACUAAGGAUGAAAAGAAAGAGGAGGAGGAAUAUCUAGAUAUUCUUGGAAAUGGGUCCCUUAAAAGAAAGAUUUUAAAAGCAGCAGCUCCAGAUGGUAAAAGACCGAUGACAAGUGAUGUUGUGACAAUCAAAGUUGAGGGUAAACUCAAAGAUGAGACUGUUGUUGAUGUAAACGAAUCAUUGACAUUUGUCUUAGGAGAUGGAGAUGUUAUUCAAGCUUGGGAUCUGGCUGUUGCCUUAAUGGAAGAAGGACAAAUAAUAGAACUUCAAACAGAGGCCAGAUUUGCUUAUGGAGAAAAAGGAAGGAAACCAGACAUUCCACCAAACUCUUCUGUUACAUACAUCAUAGAGUUGAUCAAAAAAGGUUACCCACUAGACUACGACAGCAUGUCUGCCACCGAGAGACUUAAAUAUGGUGAACAGAAAAAAGAAAGAGGAAAUUUUCUGUUUACAAGAGAAGACUACAUGUCAGCCAUUCAUUCCUAUACAAAGGCUGUCCAAAUUCUAGAUCCUGCAACUUGCUCCGAUUCAGCCGAGAAUUUACAGAAGUUAUUGGAGAGUCGACUGAAAUGUUACAAUAACAUGGCAGCAUGUCAACUAAAAACAAAUGCUCAUGAUGCUGCCAUUAAGUCAUGUUUAAAUGUCCUCGAUGUACAACCAGAGAAUGUAAAGGCUUUAUUCAGGACAGGAAAGGGCCAUGCAGCCAAAGGAGAGACGAAAGAGGGACUUAUGUACAUGAGGAAAGCUCAGAAAUUAGAACCAGACACAAAGGUCAUCAAUCAAGAAAUAAUGAAGCUGAGCAAGAAACUACAGGCUGAAAGUCAAUCAGAGAAGAACAUGUACCAGAAAAUGCUGGGACAGAAACCACAGACCAAAGUCAGCAAGCCAUCACAAUCCUCCAGUAGUAUGUGGAAGUGGACCUCAGUCAUAGGUGGGGUUACCAUAGCAGUUGUUGCCAUGGGAAUCACAGCAUACAGACAUUUACAACAUUGAAAUUGGUUGGCCCUGCACAGGGGAAAAAUGAAAAUACAAAUACAGCCCAUGAUUUGCCAUAAUAAACUUAAUGUUUACAUGCAUUAAAUGUUCUUAAGAUUGAUUGUCAUGCUUUUAUGUUCUUGCAGAUGUGAAUUCUUCCAUAGUUUAAAAUUUAUUGAAUAAAUCUUUGAAUGUCUUCUUAUUGAGUAGAAUGCAGUUUGAUAUGUAAUACAUUCAUUACAUGCUCACAUCUUUCAUUGGUUUAAAUUAAUGAUUACUUUCUUUUGUUUUGUUGUUGUUGUUUCUGUCAUGGAAACUGAAAAUUUAGAAUCGUAUGGGUAGAAAAUGCAUGUACAUCAGUCUUUUUGUUAUAAAAAUGUAACAUAUUUUACAAUGAAAUAUGCAGUCUUGA